GCAUCCAGUCAUGGAGCAGGUUGGAGACUGCGAGUCCGGCAUGCGCGGUACAGAUUGUGCGUUUAAUGCUGCCCAAUAUUUCGGAGUCACCGCGGUCAUCUGGAUUUUGACCGCUUUGCCGCUCCUGGCGUGGGCGACGCCUUGCCUUCGCAGGCAGUGGUCCGCAAGCAAGGCCGCACGAGUCAGCCUACUGCUUGUUGCCGCCUCAGCCUUCUGCUGCUUCGUUGACGGCGUGCUCGCUUCCACGACAGUGAACUACGGCAACCAGACUUUGUGGACCCUCGGCAGUAUCUGUCUCGUCUUCGGCAUCUGCUCUUUCGCGACCACUUGGUGCGACGUUGCCUCUGCCCUGACCGGCUUGCACGCACUCGACCCGGGCUGGGGACGUUUGGUCAGCCGCGUGCGCCUGACCUACAAGUGGAUGGCAGCGCUGCACGUCCCAUUCGCUCUGGUGUUCUCGGUCCACGACUACCGCAGCCUCGUGUCGGAGGAGGCGUUCGAAAUUCUAAAG
Messenger RNA from Prorocentrum cordatum, 511 nucleotides. NCBI's taxonomy places the organism in Eukaryota, Dinophyceae, Prorocentrales, Prorocentraceae. The record is from the annotation of a GenBank genome assembly.